This is a messenger RNA of Sinocyclocheilus grahami, 1646 nucleotides long. Its product is annotated as ras-related protein Rab-35-like. Bases 1 to 687 code for a protein of 228 amino acids. Gene Ontology annotation, molecular function: GTP binding; GTPase activity. The record is from RefSeq and is a predicted model, not a curated record. The transcript is spliced from 6 exons. NCBI's taxonomy places the organism in Eukaryota, Metazoa, Chordata, Actinopteri, Cypriniformes, Cyprinidae.
AUGGACAGCCUCAGCUGCUCUGAAUCCAGUGCUGUAGCCGCUGAUGUUCUCCGAGAUCCUGCAUCACUGAAAUCUGCUGCAUCAUAUGUUGCGUGGUUUUUCCUCAUUCUUUGGUUUUGUUUGCUGUUUGUCGUUCCAGGUGUUGGAAAGAGCAGUCUUCUCCUGCGCUUUGCAGACAACACUUUUUCAGGUAGUUACAUCACCACUAUAGGAGUCGACUUCAAGAUCCGGACGGUGGAGAUUAAUGGAGAGAAGGUGAAGCUGCAGAUAUGGGACACAGCCGGACAAGAGCGAUUCCGAACCAUCACGUCUACGUAUUACAGAGGAACCCAUGGGGUCAUAGUAGUGUAUGAUGUCACCAGUGCUGAAUCCUUUGUCAAUGUCAAGCGAUGGCUGCAUGAAAUAAACCAGAACUGCGAUGACGUCUGUCAAAUAUUAGUGGGCAAUAAAAAUGACGAUCCAAACUCUAAGGUUGUGGAGACGAAUGAUGCACAGAAGUUUGCUGAGCAGAUGGGAAUCAGCCUGUUUGAGACGAGCGCAAAAGAGAACAUCAGUGUGGAGGAGAUGUUUAACUGCAUCACAGAGCUGGUGCUCCGGGCAAAGAAAGAGUCUGUGGCCAAACAGCAGCAGCAGAACGAUGUGAUUAAACUCAGCAAGAAUAGCAAACGAAAAAAAAAAUGCUGCUAGUGGAUGGACAGAUGUUCCUCUGCACGGCGAUCUGCACACGCAGAUGGACUGUGAUCAUCUCACUUAAGAUUUCACAAAAACACAGUGCGGAAAAAUGCAGUCCUUUUUGGACCUAGACAAACCACAGUGACUUUUUAAAAGAAAAUGUACAGAUUUUAUCAGAGUCGAGGAGUUUUAUGUGGAAUUUGUGAUAUUUAAUAAAAGAUCCUCCUUCUUUAUUGAAGGACCAGCAACCUGACGUGAUCACCAAACCAUGCAGGUUCUUGUAUGCUUACUCUCUGUAUACUCUACAGUGAUUAUAUAUCUCUAUUAUCCACCAUCUCAGGAGUGAUUUUUAUUUACGUCUUUAUUUUGCUUAUCUUUCUCUCUUUUUUUUGUGGAAUGCCAUUGUUUUUGUCUGCAAGAACAAUUUGGGCCUUUUUUCCCCUUUUUGCGUUCUUUACCUCUUUUUUUUAUUAUAUGAAAGCAUGCAAUUACUCACCAUGGACUCAAAAGGAGACAGAUGCCAACAACUUUGAGUUUUUAUUAGUUCAUUUUUAGAUAAUAUCAAUUAAGUGAUCCAUCAUGGGUUUUUUCUUUUUUUCUCAAGCCUGUUUCAUUGGGUGAACCUCGCAAAAAAAGCAUCUCCAGGUCACAUUUAAAAAUGUAAAUUCUUACAUUUUUGCAUAAAGAAUAUGAAGCCUAUGUUUAGGAUCAAGCACAUUUCAUCCGAAAUUCUCAUUGCCAAUGCAAGAAAUUUGAUGUUUAUAAAUUGUAAAGUAAUUAUACAUCAUGAUAGUAUUUGUUGUACUUCAUUUAACUGAUGCUUGUUUAAAGACAUUUUUGUAUCAUUUGAUAUUUUUUGCUGUAGUACAUUAAAAAUGACUAUUAUAGCAAUGAGAAUUAAAACAUCUGGAUGUGUUUCAGUAAUGUGCAUUAAAAAGAGCAUUAGCAUUAAUCAUCAUGAAAAUAAAGUCAAU